Ogataea parapolymorpha DL-1 is the source of this 1662-nucleotide messenger RNA. Its product is annotated as morphological defect. Gene Ontology annotation, biological process: interstrand cross-link repair. Gene Ontology annotation, molecular function: single-stranded DNA 5'-3' DNA exonuclease activity. Lineage: Eukaryota; Fungi; Ascomycota; Pichiomycetes; Pichiales; Pichiaceae. The transcript has a single exon. The record is from RefSeq and is a predicted model, not a curated record. Gene Ontology annotation, cellular component: nucleus; mitochondrion.
UUGCGUAUUCCUGAGCCUGUGCCUGGGAGCGAGUCUUUGCCGGGCGCACAAGACGAGCCGGACGCCGGCGGCGUGGACAACGGCCCGCGCCAGGAGACGUGGAACGCCGUAGACUGGUUUCUAGGCAACGGCCACACCGUCGAGCCGGUGCCGGUCGUCUAUGACUCCAAGGCGGUGCUGCCAAGCAGCAAGCAGGACCAGCUUAUGGCGAAACUGGCGGGCAAGUACGACGCGCAGUACCUGCCGCGCGACCAUUUUGCACCUGGAACCCCGCUACAGCAGCUGGAAUCGCUCAGUGCGGGCAAACCGGGCCAGAUCAGGCUAUCAGUGACUAAAAUACUUACUGGAGCGUACUGCGAGCUACAAAAAAUGUACCAGCUGUAUAUGGGGGUGACAGAGGUGCCGCAGACGCGGGAGAUGCUGCGUGGGUCGCAGGAGCACGAGCAGAUUGAACUGAAGACACAUCCGGUGACUGAAGUGCAUGUGAAUAACGAGACUGUAAGGGUCGAUCAGACGGUGCGGCUGAAGCCGUCGGUGGAGGAGGCUAUUCCUGUGACGACGCCGUUGCCCGACGAGCUGGCACAAUUAUACGGGCUUUUUGUCGACGAAACUUUUGAGAAGUCGAUCGCACACCAGUGGUCGCGCAACGUGUCGCGGCUCGCGCAAUUGGUGGCGUUUGGCUCUGCACGCGAGAUUCUCGUCCACGCAUACUACGACCAGCGCCGGCAGCAGCUUUACGUGGGGGGUGAACCAGAAAUUGGAGAAAAAGACAACGUUUGUCCGGAUUUGGUGCUCAUUAGCGGAGUGAUCGAUCUGCUCUCUUUGGCAGGCGACGAAACGGCAUUUUCACUGUACCAGCGCGAGCUCGAGACGCAGCUGGACAACCCGCUGGACCUUGCGCAGCUCGUCGCCGGCGUUGCUGCCACGGCAGCCUCGUGGUCGGACCUGCUCGAGCUCCAUGUUGCCGACCUGAAAACCAGGUCCUAUAGAAAACUGCCCCCACCUGCCACGCAGCAGCUCAACUUCGUCCAGGUGGCCAUGUAUGCGCGGUUUCUGGAGCUGCUGGCACAGGAUCCGGCAGAAACGUACCAGAUGCUGCUAUUAAACCUACGCAAACGCGGCAUCGACCCGGCCACGGUACUGGACCCGUCGCUGGUGGUAUAUUUGCUGCUGAACAACAACUAUUUAAUUGCCGACCUGUUUCGGCUGCAACAGGGCCAGGACAUCGGUUUUGCGCCGUUCGACGCGUCGGCUGCCAACAGAUCCGCAGAAAACUACACCUUGGGCUGUUUGAAGCCAAUUUUCCACAGCAAUACGGCCGAUCCGCGCCUGAAAACGCUGCAGCAAACUGUGCCUUCGCAGCUGGCACUCGAACAAUGGACGCGCGUGCCCACAUUCGAACUGCUAGCCGCGCGAACCGCACAGCUGCUCGGCACGCUGCGACAGUUCAACAUCGCCCAAACGGCCGUUGACUACUCGCACCAGGGCGAGGUAUUUUCCAGCACAGCCAGACCGUACAAUAGGCAGUUUGCGGAUCACUCUAUCGCAACGGGCAUGGACCUCUGGCUCGCAAAAAGAGCACCGCUCGGGCCCGCGUACAAGGGCCUGUGCCAGACCUGCGAGUUUGCCCCGCGGUGCGGCUAUCUCCACGCGCUAUCGUGA